CAACCGGAGUUCAGUUUACCGUCAUUCCUCCUUCGCGUUGUCUCUGCCUUCAAAAUACAACAUUUGGACGAAGGGCAUACCACCUCCACUUCAGGGAAAACGGAUACUUUUGCAGAUAAACAUUUCACAUUGCUUAAUUUGAAUGGAAGAAGGCGCUAUCAAGUCAAGUGGUGUCCAACCUACCACUUCAAACAAAACGGCCUCGUCUCGCUCUCAAGUCAAUCGUUUGCUACUUCCUUAUAGUUAUAGUAGCUAGAUAUUUUUUAACAAGGAUUUGAACUCUAGCCAGCGGUGGGUCUAAGUUAGCUAACUGAAAACGCAGUUAACCUUUUGAAUAGCAAAAAAGUGGUUUAUAUUUUAAGCUAUUUUCUAACGCGUUGAAUAGCUGAUGUCGCUAAAGUUAGCUAACUGCUAUCUCGUUUCUUUUGGGUUCUACUGCCUGGAAAUAUUGCUUGGAUUUGCAACCAGCUAAGUUAACGUUGGCUAGUUUGACAGUUAGCUAAUGUCAUUAUCUCAGUUAACGUACUGUAUUGCUUUCUAAUGCAUAAAGCGAGAUAGUCGACUUCUAAAGUAGCUAGGAGGCUAAAGAAGCAUCCUUAAACAAGGAAGUCAGAAUUAACUAUGCCAGUUGUACCAUUGUUUUUGUUCAAUACCGUGCAAUGAGAGGGUGACUCACUGGAGGCUUUUUUUUAAAUUGCACGUAGUAGUUUGAGCUGCACGUAGUAGUUUGAGCUGCAGUGGGCACGAGCAAAUAGCGGAAUUUAUCGUCAAUACCAUUCUUCGCAGCUUUGCCAUCUUUUGUCCCGUAUUUCGAUAGUUAGGAUAGAUACCUAGCCAGCUGACUCGAGGGCAAAAUGAUUCCAGACAAAGCACCGAAGGAGGACGUAUUUCAUGCAGGAGGAGACUUGAAGAAGGAAGCUCAUGUACCCAACUUUGAGAAGUACAAAGAACUCUACCUGAAGUCUAUUGAACAUCCAGAUGAGUUCUGGGGUGACAUUGCAAAAGACUUCUACUGGAAGUCGAAGCACACGGGCCAGUUCAUGGACUACAACUUUGAUGUGACAAAGGGGGAGAUCUACAUCAAGUGCAUGGAGGGGGCCACCACCAACAUCUGCUACAACGUCCUGGACUGUAACGUUCAUGAGAGGAGGCUAGGGGACAAAGUGGCAUUCUACUGGGAAGGGAACGAGCCUGGUGACGAGAUGACGGUGACAUACAGAGAGCUGCUCCAGCAGGUUUGCCAGUUUGCCAAUGUGCUCAAGUCCCAGGGGGUGAAGAAGGGAGACCGCGUGUCCAUCUACAUGCCAAUGGUGGUGGAGCUGGUGGUGGCCAUGCUGGCCUGUGUCCGCAUCGGGGCUGUGCACUCAAUCGUGUUUGCAGGCUUUUCGGCAGAGUCGCUGUGCGAGAGGAUCCUGGACUCCCAGUGCUCGUUGCUGAUCACGGCCGAUGGCUUCUACAGAGGAGAUAAGCUCAUCAACCUGAAGGUGAUCGCUGACGACGCGCUACAGAAAUGCAGGGACAGGAGUUUCCCAGUACAGAGGUGUAUCAUGCUUAAACACCUGUCCAAGGAGGUGGAGGCCAUUCCCCUCAGCUCUCAGUCUCCCCCAGCCAAGCGGCCCUGUCCUGACCUGCAGCAGGAGAAACAGAAAGACAGAGUAAAGAAAAUCCGUCCCGUCCCUCAGGUGCCGUGGAACCCUGAGGUGGAUCAGUGCUGGCUCAGCCUGCUGAGUGGUGUGUCUGAGGAAUGUGAACCAGAGUGGUGUGACUCUGAGGAUCCCCUCUUCAUCCUCUACACUAGUGGCUCCACCGGGAAACCCAAGGGUGUGCUACACACGAUCGGUGGCUAUAUGCUCUACGUGGCCACCACCUUCAAACUGGUGUUUGACUACCAUCCUGACGAUGUGUACUGGUGCACGGCCGACAUCGGCUGGAUCACGGGUCACUCCUACAUCACCUACGGGCCCCUGGCUAACGGGGCCACCAGUGUCCUGUUCGAGGGUCUGCCCACCUAUCCGGACGUCAGCCGCAUGUGGGAGAUAGUGGACAAGUACCAAGUCACCAAGUUUUACACGGCGCCCACAGCCAUCCGCCUCCUCAUGAAGUAUGGGUGCGAGCCCGUCCAGAAGUACAAGCGGGAUUCUCUGAAGGUGCUGGGGACGGUGGGGGAGCCCAUCAACCCGGAGGCGUGGCAGUGGUACUACAGCGUGGUGGGGGAGAAGAGGUGCCCCGUGGUCGACACCUUCUGGCAGACUGAGACCGGUGGCCACGUGUUGACUCCUCUACCUGCUGCCACGCCCAUGAAGCCUGGCUCUGCUACGUUUCCUUUCUUUGGAGUUGUCCCUGCCAUUUUGAAUGAGUCUGGGGAGGAGCUUGAGGGACCAAGCGAGGGUUACCUGGUGUUCAAACAGCCUUGGCCAGGAGUCAUGAGGACUGUGUAUGGGAACCACCAGAGGUUUGAGACCACCUACUUUGAGCAAUUCCCAGGAUACUACGUCACUGGUGACGGUUGCCGUAGAGAUAAGGACGGGUAUUACUGGAUCACAGGGAGGAUAGAUGACAUGUUGAAUGUCUCAGGUCACCUGCUGAGCACAGCAGAGGUGGAGUCAGCCCUGGUGGAGCACGAGGCGGUGGUCGAGGCAGCGGUAGUUAGCAGGCCGCACCCUGUCAAAGGGGAGAGUCUCUACUGCUUCGUCACGCUUACCGACGGAGUCAGCUUCAGCCGCACCCUGGAGGCCCAGUUAAAGAAACAAGUGAGAGAGAAGAUUGGUGCCAUUGCCACUCCAGACUUUAUACAGAAUGCUCCAGGCCUUCCCAAGACCAGAUCAGGUAAGAUCAUGCGGCGUGUGCUACGUAAGAUUGCCCGUAACGAGCGAGACCUGGGCGACGUGUCCACGCUAGCCGACUCCUCGGUCAUCGAACUGCUCUUCCAGAACCGCUGCUGUGGCGCAGUGUGAGCUCACAACUACAGAGGAGGCCAGAGAGCCCUGACUUACCGAGGGCUAAACGAGGAGCAGAAGGAGAUGUAUAAAUGUAACUGUAGAGCCUUCACUGUGGGACUCAAGCCAACACUGGGGUUAAAGAAACACAACAAAAUCCCUCUAGUUUGUCAGAAGUUCAGUUCUCCCCUCUUAUGAAGUACACUUGAUGUACUAUUAGAUUCAAAAAUUCAUUUUUUUUUCUCUCCAUUUGAACUAUGUAGACUUUUGUCAUUUUGUCCUUUUUAUUUCAUUGCCGUUUGACAAAGAUCGCUAUGCAUGUUUGUCUGCACGCUUGAAAUGUUUUAAGUUGUUGAGAUGCAUUUUCCACUCCAUCGUUGUCUUCUGGAGGCGGAGGGGGCUUGUUAGUGUGUACUAGCAGAACUGCGCUGAACACUCCCCUUUCCUCUGUUUUGACUGGGUUGAUUGUAUUAGAAAUAAAUCCAAGGUCCCCCUUUGAAGAAAUAAAUGAAGGAUAACUGAAGCCUUCAUAAACCCUUUUAUAUGGCCUAUGUCAUUCACCAGCAACUGUCAUGCUAUUUAAGAGGGUCUGACGGGUUAUACCACACUUGGCAGAUUCAAGGACCUGUUCUAUUACCCUUUAUAUAUGGCUUUGCUUAUACACAGUGUACUAAACGUUAAGAACACCUUAAUAUUGAGUUGCACCCCCCCCCCCUUGCCCUCAGAACAGCCUCAAUUCGUCGGGGCAUAAACUCUACAAGGUGUCGCAAGCUUUCCACGGCUUUCACCUGGUCAGUCUGUCAUGGAAAGAGCAGGUGUUUCUAAUGUUUUGUAACUCAGUGUAUAUGAUUUGUGAAGAACUUAUUUAGUCCUUAUGAAGUCUUGAAAUCCUUUACAAGUUGUUUAAAGUGGGACCAAACAUACAAUGCAAGACCUGUUUAAAUUUAUUCUAGUAUUUUAAAUAUAUAUUUCAUAAGCCAUCAUUGUGUUCAUGUGCCAACAUUGUAAAAAAGAAAAAAAAAGACUAAGCUAUAUGUUUUGAAAGCAUUUGUCUGUAUUAUGUCACAUGUUUUUAUGUUUUGAAAGCAUUUGUCUGUAUUAUGUCACAUGUUUUUAUGUUUUGAAAGCAUUUGUCUGUAUUAUGUCACAUGUUUUUAUGUUUUGAAAGCAUUUGUCUGUAUUAUGUCACAUGUUUUUGUUUUGAAAGCAUUUGUCUGUAUUAUGUCACAUGUUUUUAUGUUUUGAAAGCAUUUGUCUGUAUUAUGUCACAUGUUUUUAUGUUUUGCAGUUUUAUCUUUUUGUUGCCCCUUUGUAUCAAAGCGACAUGCAAUAACAGUAAACGGACUGACUGCUUCCUGCGAUCUGUUUUUAUUAUUUUGGGAUAUAAACCUGGGUUCGAGGCACCAAAUGGUAGAAAACAAACCAACAGGGAGAGACUACUUGGACUUUACAUUUCUUUUCAUUUUCUGUUGUAAAACUUUAAAAAAUGUUUUCCAUUGCAUGUCCUAAUGAGUACAACUCUGUGCUGGGCAUGUUGGAGCGCUGUAAUCGUUCUAUUCAUUCAGCUGCGUCUCUCUCAUCUCACACCUUUGCAGUGCUUCUUGACCUUUCCUAUGUUUCCAGUAGAUGGUGCUAUUAUUAUACAAGACCUACAGUAUACUGUGUUCAGUUAUUAGCUAGACUCCUUAGUUGCUACAUCCGUUUUUACUCAUAAAUGAAUAAUGUAUAUAUCCAUUGUUUCUUGAAAAAGGUAUCUUAAAUGCCUCAUGGGCUUAGUUUAACUGGCGUACACCAUCAGAACCCUAUAAGCUUGUUUUACUCCAAACACGGUUAAACUGUAAUUUUAAUAUCAAGGAUGGUCAGACAUUGCAGCCAUAGCUCUAUCUAUGAAUCUGUGUGGUUCCAUUUCUCCAGGCCCAUCCCUCAACUUUUACAGAAACAAAGGCUAUUGACUGCUUUGUUAUUGUUUCAAUUAAGGACUCUAGUUUUAAAGAACAGGAUCUUUGGGUAUCCGACAUAAAGAAUGAUAGAGUCCUGUAGUGGCCAGAAGGCCCUAUUAGCAUGGGCAGUGCCGUUGAAUGCUUUCCACCAUUUUAGAAUAGUCAUUGGGUGGGACUUCCAACUUCAUUGGCUGAUCCCUCCUGGUGACCAUGUUGGGUCAUGGCCAACCGUGUCAUCAGGAGGGAUCAGCCAAACGUGAAGAAGCAAAUUGACUACUUCGAAAUGGAGAUGGCCUCUAUGGCACUGCCCGUGCUGUCACAAACGCUAUAAUGGCACAGAUACAAAGACGAGUCCUCUAUAUAGUAUCUGACUGGACAUGACAUGAGUCGAUGUAAUGAUGAUUUAUUUAGUUCCUGAAUCAGAAUACUCUAGGUAGGAGACGGGAAUACUCCUGACACCAUACUUCCCUAAAUCAGCCUUACUGCUUUAUGCUACGCUGACUGUUAAAACAACUAGGGGCUUCUUCAUCUUGUCGAUAAUUGACAUUUGUCUGCAAUAAUUGCCUUUUUUAGUAUUUUUUUUCAAGGUCACGUGGAUACAUUAUUAUAAGAUGAGUAAACAAGUCCUUAAUCUAUCCCUGUUUUUUUGUGUCGCAUCCAUUUUUCUGGUCAUUUGAUUGAAUCAUAAAAUAGUCUAAUAUUGGAAAGUGUGAAUGUAUUAAAGAAUAUGCUACUGCUGUAAAUUUAAGUAAUUAUGUGUGUACUGUCUGGCUUGCUUAUAUAAUUGAGUUGUAGCUGACCCAUUAUUAUUUUGUAUUGUUUGUUCAUGCUCUGCUUCAUCAACUGCCUAUUUAACUGGAAGCCACCAGCCAGUAUCCUGUAGAAUCGAAGAUGAAUAAAUAUAUUAAUGAUCCA
Messenger RNA from Salmo salar (Atlantic salmon), 5791 nucleotides. Its product is annotated as acetyl-coenzyme A synthetase, cytoplasmic. Gene Ontology annotation, biological process: acetyl-CoA biosynthetic process. Lineage: Eukaryota; Metazoa; Chordata; Actinopteri; Salmoniformes; Salmonidae. Gene Ontology annotation, molecular function: acetyl-CoA synthetase activity. Gene Ontology annotation, cellular component: cytoplasm. The record is from RefSeq and is a predicted model, not a curated record.